Messenger RNA from Tigriopus californicus, 701 nucleotides. Its product is annotated as glutathione S-transferase 3, mitochondrial-like. Bases 171 to 596 code for a protein of 141 amino acids. NCBI's taxonomy places the organism in Eukaryota, Metazoa, Arthropoda, Copepoda, Harpacticoida, Harpacticidae. Gene Ontology annotation, cellular component: membrane; endoplasmic reticulum; nuclear envelope. Gene Ontology annotation, molecular function: glutathione transferase activity; glutathione peroxidase activity. The record is from RefSeq and is a predicted model, not a curated record. The transcript is spliced from 5 exons.
AGUGAAUGAAAAUACAAGUAUGAGAACCAAAUAGGCUGUUCAGUUCCUGGAGAGACAGUAAUCAACAGACCGUGUAUUCUAAACAUUCGGGAAACGUCGUUAUUCUACGCCUUGACGCCAUUGAGAAAACACAUUUCUGGAAACAAGAAAACUCACAUUAAUCUCCAAAAAUGCAUAUUCAACUCACUCCCGAUUAUGGAUAUGUCAUCUUGGCCGGAGCAACUUCCGCCUUUAUGGUUAUGUGGAAGGCAAUCAAAGUUGGCCAAGCUCGCAAGGCCCACAACAUAAAGUACCCCGUCAUGUACAGCACGGAAAACGGUGGGGAUAACGUCUUCAAUUGCGUUCAGCGAUCUCAUCAAAACACCCUGGAAGUGUACCCCCAAUUCCUGUUCUUUCUGGCCACGGGCGGGAUUUCUUGCCCGAGAUUUUGCGCCGGAGCCGGAUUGCUUUGGACUAUUAGCCGGAUUGUCUAUGCUUUGGGAUACUCCACUGGUAAGCCUGAGAAGCGAAUGCAAGGAGCUUUUGGCUAUCUGGGAUACUUCGGAUUGUGGGGAUGCUCGAUCUACACCGGAUUGAAGAUGACCAACCUUGUUUAAGCAUAUACUGGUUUGGGCUUUCCAUUUGCAAACUUAAACAUAGUAUUAAAUGUCAUAGAACCUACUGUUUGUGAGAUGAAUAAAUUUAUUGCAUAUUCCUGAAAA